UUCUAGGCUCCAGGCACUUUCCACACGGUGCCAAGCACAGAGCUGUCAGUUUCCGUGACGUCAUCUCUGUGCGACUCGAAACCGGCCCCACGUGCCUUGCGGAAGGAAGCGGCUUCUAUAUAGCUUGAGUACUAGAGUUGCUUGCUACAUUCCAGCUACAAAUUGUCAAACAGCAUGAGUUUUGUGGAAUACAAAGAUCUUAUCGAAGAUGGAGACACAGCCAUUGUCUUCUUGGGUCAUGACUCAAUGUUUCCAAUUACCAUUCAAAAUGGCAGCCAGACACAGACAAAAUAUGGAGUCAUCAGACAUUCCACUGACUUGAUAGGAAAAAAGUUUGGGUCCAAGGUAACUUGCAGUAAAGGAGGGUGGGUCUAUAUUCUUUACCCUACUCCAGAGUUAUGGACACUGAAUCUUCCUCAUCGCACACAAAUCCUUUAUUCCACUGACAUUUCCCUUAUCACAAUGAUGUUGGAAUUGAAGCCAGGAUCAGUAGUAUGUGAAUCAGGCACUGGAAGUGGUUCACUCUCCCAUGCUAUUAUACGUACAGUGGCCCCCACAGGUCAUCUUUACACUGUAGAGUUCCACCAGCAGAGAGCGGAGAAAGCCACAGAAGAGUUUCGGCAGCAUAAAGUGGAUCAUCUGGUCACAGUGAAGAAUCAGGAUGUGUGCAAACAUGGCUUUGGUGUAUCUGACAUUGCCGAUGCUGUAUUCCUCGACAUCCCUUCCCCCUGGGAAGCUAUUGGACAUGCGAAAUCUGCAAUGAAGACUGAAGGUGGACGAAUCUGCUCUUUUUCACCCUGCAUUGAGCAAGUUCAGAGAACAUGUCUGGCCCUAGAAGAACAUGGGUUUACGGAGAUCAACACCCUAGAAAUACUCCUUAGAGUAUAUGAUGUACGGACUGUUAAUUUGCAGGUCCCUGACCUUGGCAGAGCAGCUGAGGAGAAAAGCAGCUUGGAUGUGAUUGACAGGCCCAAGCAGAUCCCUGCUGGCCAGCAUGCAAGUGCACUCUUUAAAAGUGGCGUUCCACCCAGGGAAACCGUGGGUCACACAGGGUACCUGACCUUUGCCACCAAGAGCCUAUUUUAGACUACAGCCAUUCCCCUUAAAAAAAAAACUAAGUAGGAGAGAAGCUUGAUGAUAAUGUACAAGUAGAAAAGUCCAUAUAUAGCUAGGCUGGGCUGAAGAAUGCAUUUGUAUAAACUCCUCAUCCAGACACAAAUAGCAGAGAGAGAGACUGGGGAUUUGCACAGUUUGCCACAAUCACAUAAUAAAGAGGUGCAUUACAAAUAUA
This is a messenger RNA of Xenopus laevis (African clawed frog), 1291 nucleotides long. It is a transcript of the gene trmt61a.L, whose product is annotated as tRNA methyltransferase 61A L homeolog. The record is from RefSeq and is a predicted model, not a curated record. The transcript has 4 exons. Gene Ontology annotation, cellular component: tRNA (m1A) methyltransferase complex; nucleus. NCBI's taxonomy places the organism in Eukaryota, Metazoa, Chordata, Amphibia, Anura, Pipidae. Gene Ontology annotation, molecular function: tRNA (adenine(58)-N1)-methyltransferase activity. The coding region runs from base 175 to 1086 and encodes 303 amino acids. Gene Ontology annotation, biological process: tRNA methylation; RNA processing.